AUGGCUACAACCAUGACCUCCAACUCAUUUGGGAUUCGUCGGGUCUUCCCCAUCCGCAUACCACAGCCUAGGAGCUCAGCAGAUUCGGCAUUGAAUGCCCUUGGCCUGAUAUCUGGCACAGAGCCAUCGGCCGAUGGAGAAGACUCGGGUUACGAAAAGCCUCCAAUUCCGAAGGCACUUGUUCGGAGGGCAUCCCAGCCAGAUCCCGAUCCAGCAAAUGGAAAUGCGCCGGAUGGACAAAAGCUUGAUCAAAUUUCCAAUGACGACCCACCGCAGGUUGCCACCACGGAGGAGCUUGAUACAAUGCCUCAAACAGGUGGACGAUUUGUCUCAAACACUUACAGCUAUGUGACGGCCGGAGAUACGCCAGCUACAAAUGCUCCAACAACAGAGAAAGUUCAAAAGACUGUUAAGGUCUAUAGGUGUGAAGAUGAACCAAUUCAUAUGCCGGGUGCGAUACAGGCGUUCGGAGCUUUGAUCGCGAUUCGGGAGGACGAUGCGGGCCGGUUCGCGGUUCGCGUCGUUAGUGAAAACUCCCAGAACAUUACCGGGCUAGAACCUGAACAAUUAUUUGACCUUCGAUGUUUCACCGAUCUACUCUUUUCAGACGAUAAGAGGGAAUUUUUGUCCCGGGUUCGCGGUCUAAGAAACCAGCCGGUUACAUCGACUACCAACCUAGACGUCUUCUCCCUCUCGCUGACGUCGCUUCGCGGUGCCCCUCUUCAAUGCUACAUAGCAAUGCAUCUGAAUCUCGAGUCUGACCUCAUCAUAUGCGAAUUCGAACUAAAGAGAGACAUCUUCAAUCCUCGACAUCCUCCCGAAGAUGGGCUACCAGCAGAGCCUAUUCAAGUUACCGAUCAUGAGCCAAGCGAGGAAGAAAUGAGCCUAUCAACAACGGCAAUGCACAAACCACUGCGUGCUGUACAAGUUGCGAGAGAGACUGGGCGCCAGAUGGGACCUAUGGAGCUAUUUCAUGUGCUUUGCGAAGUCCAGGACCAGUUGUCGAGUGCUACAACCCUACCUGAGUUAUUGGACAUCGUUGUUGGCUUGGUUUAUGAGCUUACCAGCUUUCACCGGGCAAUGCUAUACCAGUUCGAUGAGACUACUGCAGGGACUGUUGUGAGCGAGAUAGUCGAUCCUAGAGCAUCUACAGACAUUUAUCGAGGGUUGAAAUUCCCCGCCAGUGAUAUUCCAAAACAGGCCCGCGAUCUCUAUAUGAUCAACAAAAUCCGAAUUCUUUAUGAUCGCGACCACCCGAAUGCGAGACUAAUCUGCCGAACUCUCGAAGACGCCGAAACCCCACUCGAUCUCAGACACUCAUACUUGAGAGCCAUGUCUCCCAUUCACAUCAAAUAUCUCGAGAACCUGGGAGUACGAGCAGCCAUGUCAAUAUCGCUUACGGUGGACAAUAAGUUGUGGGGUUUGGUCAGUUGUCAUGGUUAUGGCUCUGGCAAGCGAGUUCCCCUACCUGUACGAGAACUUUGCCGCGCUCUGGGAGACCUUGCGAGUACGAAUAUCGAGAAAUUGAUAUACUCAAGUCGAAUAAAGGCGCGUAAGCCGCUGUCUGCGCAUCCACAACAGCGCUCCCCAUCUGCGUACAUCGCAGCUUCUUCCGGAGACCUCCUGAACAUGUUUGGAGCAGACUUUGGAUUCCUGGCUAUCAAGGGAGAAGCGAGGACUAUUGGUCGACUUUUUGCAUACAGCGAAGCCAUCGUUCUUCUGCAAUAUAUUCGGGCGAGAUCAUUCACUAACAUAUACGCAUCCGAAUGUAUCACGAAAGACCUACCUGAUAUCGACUACCCUGCUGGAUUCCACAUGAUUUCGGGAGUAUUGGUUAUUCCUCUCGCACUUUCCGGCUCUGAUUUUCUUAUAUUCUUUCGAAAGGGUCAGACGCAGGAGGUCAAGUGGGCGGGGAAUCCACAUGAGAAGAAAAAGGUUGUUGGGAACUACUUGGAGCCAAGAUCAAGCUUUCGCCGCUGGAGUGAGCGUGUUGUAGGAAGGAGUCGAGAAUGGACGGAGGAUCAGAUCGAGUCUGCCGCAGUCCUGAGCACCUUGUAUGGUCGGUUUAUCGAGGUAUGGCGUCAGAAGGAGGCAAUCGUUCAGAGAAAUCGGAUGACUCGCAUUCUUAUUCGAAAUGCUGGCCAUGAAGUUCGUACACCACUAAAUAGUAUUAUCAACUAUCUCGAAGUUGCACUGGAAGAAGUCUUGGAUGAACGAGCACGACAGCAUUUGCAAAGGUCGUUGCAGGCCUCGAAGUCCCUUGUUUUUCAAGUCAAUGAUCUCCUUAGCCUCACUGAAGCCGAGGACUCGGAUUUUAAUACACACGAGGAAAACAUUGAUCUCAGACAUCUGCUUCAGGAGGUUAUCAGCUCGUACAAAGACAGAGACUCCCGCCCAGAUCUUCUAAUUGACCUCCAUGAUGACCUACACAUCCCAACUAUUGUACGUUGCGAUCCAUCCAUGCUACGGGCUGUGGUAUCGAACUUGCUGGCGAAUGCAAUUCAACAUUCCGGUGGCGAUGUAAUUUUCAUUCAGUUGGAACAAAUCAGCUCCUCGGACACAAAUGAUCUGGUCGAAAUGUCAUUUCAGGACAAUGGCUGUGGCUUGUCCGAGCAAGCACUCGACUGCCUCUUCCAAGACUUCGAACAAGUCUUAGACGAUGAUGACAAUGAAAUCAAUGGUGGCAAAUACGAAACUGCUGCGAAGGAUCCAACAGGUCCAAUAUCAUUGGGGCUUGGCUUGGCCAUGACCGCAAGAUUUGUUCGUUUGAAUGCUGGUCAAGUAUCGAUUGACUCGGAACUCGAGAAAGGGACCAGAGUAUCGAUCAAGAUUCCAUUCAGAAAGGCUCGACGAGACAAAUCGAGAGACAGUGACGCUCGUAGUGGAGACUCCCUGCCAACCCCGCCGAUGCUUACUUCUGAUACCACAGCCAGCGCUACAAAUGGCACUAUUGAUACAACUACAGCUAUGGCUCAGAAUUCAGGUCCCGGCCCAGGCAGCCUAGAGCGUUCCAUCUCAGAUACGAUCCUGCCAAUUCGACUCGGUAUGACUAGAGAUGAGCUACAGUUGACUCCCGGCCCCGAAUCGCUGGCAUCAAUUGCACAUGCGGUCUCAAUGACCACAGGGCCAUCGUAUGAUCCAAACACAGGACGCUUCCCAUAUCCUCCUGGGAAUGUCAACUACAAGAGAGUUAGUGUAUUGAUCGCAGAAGACAAUCCCCUGAACAGCCGACUUCUUGAGACUCGUCUAUCGAAGAGAGGACAUCGAGUGACAGUAAGCGUUGACGGGCAAGCCUGCGCCGAUGUUUUCAAACACGACCCAGCGGCUUUCGAUGUCAUUUUGAUGGAUAUACAAAUGCCAUUAGUCGACGGUAAUGCAUCCACACGUUUGAUUCGAACCUAUGAGAAGGAAGCGUCCCCACCGUUGUCCGAACAGGCAAAGCCGCAUGGAAGAAUCCCAAUCAUCGCAGUCUCUGCAUCACUAUCGGAGUCAAGCUGUACCGAGUACAUGGAAAGUGGAUUUGACGGAUGGAUUCUCAAGCCUAUCGAUUUCACCAGACUGGAGGCUAUCAUUGCAGCGAUCGAAGAUGAGAAGAUAAGGAACGCGUUGAUGUAUGGUUCUGCCAAAUGGAACGAGGGCGGUUGGUUCCAGCAGAAGCACGACACUCCGACUCAGUGUCAGCAUGAAGGCAAAGACCCGGAAUAA
Messenger RNA from Cadophora gregata, 3705 nucleotides. Its product is annotated as Light-sensor Protein kinase. The coding region runs from base 1 to 3705 and encodes 1234 amino acids. The record is from RefSeq and is a predicted model, not a curated record. Lineage: Eukaryota; Fungi; Ascomycota; Leotiomycetes; Helotiales; Ploettnerulaceae. The transcript is spliced from 9 exons. Gene Ontology annotation, molecular function: protein binding; phosphorelay sensor kinase activity. Gene Ontology annotation, biological process: regulation of DNA-templated transcription; detection of visible light; phosphorelay signal transduction system.